This is a messenger RNA of Dromiciops gliroides (monito del monte), 934 nucleotides long. It is a transcript of the gene TMA16, whose product is annotated as translation machinery associated 16 homolog. The transcript has 8 exons. Gene Ontology annotation, cellular component: nucleus. Bases 224 to 883 code for a protein of 219 amino acids. The record is from RefSeq and is a predicted model, not a curated record. Lineage: Eukaryota; Metazoa; Chordata; Mammalia; Microbiotheria; Microbiotheriidae.
AGCCUCCCCAGAGCUUCCGGCUCCUUUUCUCGGCCUGGUUUUCUCAGGAAGAAGCCAGAAUUUGUCGGUUUCCGGGGGACGUUUUAGGAAGGCGCACUCGCCUCUUCCGGUGUCUCCCGGCACUUUUCCACCGGGCGCACGUGGGUUCCCCAGAAGUUUGGGGCAGGUGGGGAUCGCCGCGCGCCGGGACUGUGAGGGCUCCGGCUGCGGCAUCGACGUCACCAUGCUAGUAAACCAAAGCUGGAAUCUGAACCCAGGACUCUCCAGAUUCCAGCCAAAAACAUCGAAGGGGAAAAGUGCAGGACAACAGAAAAAAGUUAUCCAUCCUUACAGCAGAAAAGCAGCUCAACUUAAUCGAGAAACUCACAAACAAGAAAGAAAGGAAAAGUUGAAGAAUGAAAAGGCUUUGCGUCUGAACAUUGUAGGUGAGAAACUGCUAUGGUUUCAAAGUCACCUUGAUCCCAACAAAAGAGAGUAUUCAAAGAAAGAUGCUUGUGAACUAAUAGAAAGUUAUUUACAUCGGUUCAACAGUGAACUGGAACAGAUUGAGUUGCAGAACAGCAUCAAAGGCAGACAGGGAAGGAGGCACUUUUCUCGAGAAACAGUCAUCAAACAGACGGUGGAGCGUGAGUGGAAACUCUACGAAGGAUAUGGCAUUGAAAUUCCUGACAUUGUGAAUGCAAAACAUUUGAGGACUUUCAGGGAAUGGGAUGGUGAUCUGAAGAAACUGCCAAAUAUAAAGAUGAGAAAAUUUUGUGCUAAUGAUGGAAUUUCUAACAAGGAUAAGAAGAAAGAUGUUGUGCCUACAGAGGUGGACUUGGGGAAUAUAGACAGCCAAGAUGGAUCAGAUGACUCUGAUGAGGACAUGCCUGAGGUGGCAUAGUUCUAGUUGAUUUGACUGAAGAAGAAAUAAAUACACUCUAGUACUCUCAAA